This is a messenger RNA of Astrephomene gubernaculifera, 1827 nucleotides long. Lineage: Eukaryota; Viridiplantae; Chlorophyta; Chlorophyceae; Chlamydomonadales; Astrephomenaceae. The record is from the annotation of a GenBank genome assembly.
GUGUCUGUGAUCCCCUCACUUGUAGUGCAUUGUAUUCCGCCUUAUGUUACUGGGACAACACUAUAGGACACCUCACACCUUCCAAAACGGUACAAAAGCAACUUCUGGAACGUUAACAAAAAGUAUAUUGUGAAUCACUCCUUGAUCGUUUUGACAGUGUUUCUUUUGCAUAAAAAAGCGCCCUGGCAGUUUCGCUCGUUGAUUAAAACGUUGGCUUUAGUAUGGGUGUUCGGUUUCGGGCUUCAUCGGCGGCUGUGAUAUGCUUGCUGGUUGUCCUGCAGCGGACGGGCACAGCAUCAGCCGGGGGAGUGCCGUCCAACCUUACAGGCAUUUCAAACGCUGACCUUGGCGCAGCCGCUGUGUCAGACAAUUUCGUGACCAACAGUCAACUAGUAGUAGGCGAGGAACAGAAGGAUGCCGUCACGAUAGGCGCUGAUGAGCUGGUGGGUGGGGAGACGUGUCGGCUGAGCGGCCAUGUGGACGAGUGCUGCAACUGCACCUACCAGGAUGUAGACAGGCUGAACGCGCGGCUGCACCCGCUGCUGCGGCGGCUGGUGCGGACUGCAUUCUUCCGGUACUUCAAGGUGAACAUCUACUGCGACUGCCCGCUGUGGCCGGACGACUCCAUGUGCUCCCUGCGCGCCUGCUCGGUGUGCGAGUGCGAGCAGGAGGAGGUGCCGCAGCCGUGGCGGCAGCAGGAGGAGGAGGGAUUCUGCGACACGAACACAUGUGCUGCCGAGCUGGACGGGCGGGUGAACAGCAGCAUGGACCGGGACACGGCGGCCCGCCUGCUCAACCUCAAGGGCUGGCGCGGUUUCAACAACCCCUGGAUGUCGGAGCCCGAGGGCGCCAGCGAGGAGGAGUACCUGUACGUCAACCUGCUCAUCAACCCGGAGAGAUACACGGGCUACGCGGGUGAGCACGCGCACCGCAUCUGGAACGCCAUCUACAGCCAGAGCUGCUUCCAGAACCCCGCUGCACCACCACCACCUGCACCAGCAGCACUAGCAGCAGCCACCGGCGCCGAGCUCGACUCUGAGGCGGCGGAGAACGGCACAGCGCUCGCACCCACCCCCUCCCCCUCCUCCUCGGAUGGCAGCGCUGCUGCUGCCGAGGGCGCCGGCGAGUGGUGCCCCGAGAAGCGCGUGUUCUACCGGCUGAUCAGCGGCAUGCACGCCUCCAUCUCCGCACACAUCUCCGCCAACUACCUGCUGGAUGAGGAGCGGGGCGUGUGGGGACACAACCUAACAGACUUUAGGCACCGCCUGGGCACCCCCGCGCUGCGCUCCCGAGUGGAGAACCUGUACUUCGCCUACCUGUUCGUGCUGCGGGCGGUGAUGAAGGCGGGGCCGCUGCUGGCGCGGUACGAGUACGACACGGGGCUGGCGGGGGAGGACGCGGAGACGGCGGAGCUGGUGAAGCAGCUGGUUGGCUCCCCCGACCUGGGCUCCGCCUGCCCCAUGCCCUUCGACGAGGGGCGGCUGUGGAAGGGUGGCGAGGGCCUGGCCCUGCGCGAGGAGCUGCGGGGCGCCUUCGUGAACAUCACCCGCAUCAUGGACUGCGUGGGCUGCGAGAAGUGCAAGCUGUGGGGCAAGCUGCAGACGCUAGGUGUCGCCACCGCCCUCAAGGUGCUCUUCAGCUCCUCCGACUGCUCCGGCGCGCUGCCCACCUCGCCCGCCCUCUCCACGCUGGUGCUGGAGCGCAACGAGGUGAUCGCGCUGGUCAACCUGCUGGAGCGCUUCUCAGCAAGCAUACAGUACUACAAGGAGCUCAGCGGGGAGCUGCAGGAGCAGCAGGGGGCGGAGCGGGCGCCGUUGGCGGUGGGGG